AUGCCUUCCGAUAAAUACGAACCUGGUAAUAAAAUCCUUUUAAUUGGUUCUUCAAAUACAAAACCAGAGCAAAUCGAAAAGACCAGAAUAGAAUAUCUAGAUCAGGUUACUGAAACUGGUACCGUUGACACAAAAACUUUGGAACAGUUGAAUCAUGAGACACUUCCAAAGUCCACUUACAAUGCAGUUCACGCAAACAAUUUCUCACCUAUAGCAUUUCAACACACACCGAAACAAUUAACACAACUAGCAUCUACUCUUAUACCAGGAGGCAUCUUGCAUCUCAAAGAGCCUAUUCUUCUUUCGCCACGUUCCUCCGCAGAUGGAAUAGAGAUUCCUGUCACGAGAACUACCCAAACUCUUAUUAUUGAAUUGAAAUUAGCCGGAUUCGUAGAUUUUAAUGUGAAAAGGGCGGCUAAAGUGGAACGAGAAGAACUUUCAUAUAUUGUUGAAUAUGUUUGGGGAUUUACCGGUGAUACGCGAAAUCAGUUGAUUGACUCACUAUAUGGACAAUUACACAUUGUGGCAAUUGAUGCAAAGAAACCUGAUUAUGAUGUUGGAACUUCGUUUGCUUUACCUAGAAAAGUUCUCAAUGGAGUAAAGAGCGAUAAUAACAAUAAGGCCGCAAUUUGGACUCUUUCUGUUGAUGAUGGAGAGGACGAGUUCGGUGAACUCGAAAAUGAAGAUAUAUUACUCGACGAACAAGAUCUGGUAAAACCAGACAAAAGUUCAUUAAUUAGACCUGAUUGUGAGACAAAUGGAAAGCGAAAAGCUUGCAAGAAUUGUAGCUGUGGUCUAGCAGAGCAAUUGGAAGUAGAAACGAAAUUGAAGAAUCCUCCUAUUUCGUCCUGCGGAAAUUGUAGCCUUGGUGAUGCUUUCCGUUGCUCAACAUGUCCUUAUCUUGGUAUGCCUGCCUUUAAACCAGGAGAGAAAGUAACAUUAGCUGGAAAUUUAAUGCAAGAUGAUAUAGAGAUUUGA
This is a messenger RNA of Ambispora leptoticha, 978 nucleotides long. The record is from the annotation of a GenBank genome assembly. Lineage: Eukaryota; Fungi; Glomeromycota; Glomeromycetes; Archaeosporales; Ambisporaceae.